Messenger RNA from Thlaspi arvense, 213 nucleotides. The record is from the annotation of a GenBank genome assembly. Lineage: Eukaryota; Viridiplantae; Streptophyta; Magnoliopsida; Brassicales; Brassicaceae.
AUGGCAGCUGCGGCGACGAUGGUGAGCUCGGCUGGAGGACUGUUGGCGAUGCUGAACGAGCAUCAUCCUCUGUUGAAACUUCACGCUCUUUCCAAUCUCAACGCUUUUGUUGACUACUUCUGGCCCGAGAUCUCCACUAGCGUGCCCAUCAUUCAUGUAAAGCAGAUGUUCUCUUUGGCAAUGCAGAACAUACGGUUUUCUGGUUGGUUAUAA